This is a messenger RNA of Bombyx mori (domestic silkworm), 1116 nucleotides long. RefSeq names its product serine protease inhibitor dipetalogastin. The record is from RefSeq and is a predicted model, not a curated record. The transcript has 2 exons. NCBI's taxonomy places the organism in Eukaryota, Metazoa, Arthropoda, Insecta, Lepidoptera, Bombycidae. The coding region runs from base 242 to 826 and encodes 194 amino acids. Gene Ontology annotation, molecular function: protein binding; serine-type endopeptidase inhibitor activity.
AUAAUUAUAAUUCCAGUACGUGCUAAAUAGAACAUUAGUAAACUUCCGAAAAUUUGUCUCAUGUUUGAGAAUAAAUGACGCAGGCACAACACUGGGGAUUUACGGUUUCCUUGUGUCUUGGGAAACAACAUUGUAUUAGUAUUUAAACGCGGGUGAAUCGAUGUCUGACAUCAUUGUGAUAUCGGCUUUCUCACAGCGCGAGUCAAAAAGACUUGGACUUAAAAAUAUAUAUUAAUUCACAAUGUACUUCAAAAUAGGAAUGUUACUAGCAGCCACGCAGGUGAUUGCAACACUUGCAUAUCCACCAAGCUGUGCGUGCUAUAGAAACCAGCGACCAGUGUGCGGAACUGAUGGGAAAACAUACAACAACGAGUGCCUGCUCGACUGUGCCACCAGAGAUGAUCCCGGUCUAAGGGUCAGAUAUCAAGGACCCUGCUCGGAAGGAAACGUCGGCUUCCCCGCGUGCCACUGCGACUACGACCUCAACCAGGUGUGCGGUAGCGACAACCACACGUACGACAACGCUUGCCUGUUGAACUGCGCCGCAGCCACGAACCCAGGCCUUAGCAUUUUGUACUCGGGCCUUUGCGCAGACGAAGUCAAAAUCGUGGACGGCCCCAGCAAAUACCCUUCGUGCACGUGCACGCGCGAGAUGAAGCCGGUCUGCGGCAGUGACGGUAUCACGUACAACAACGACUGCCUCUUAAACUGUGCCACAAUCAAUGACUCCAGACUCGGCAUCGAAUACUACGGGCCUUGCGCUGAUAAGGUUAUAGUCGUCGACCCUGGGACGCAAGGGGACUACCACGGAAUACGACCCCUGUAAUCGAACUGCAUACGCCUCUCGUACAAGUCUUAUAGCGUAGUUUUAGGGCAAUGUUUAGAACGACAGAUGACCGCCUUCAUAGAGAGAGAAAAAGACCUUUUUUUAUUUAACAAAAUCCCACAAGACUGGCAGAGUUGUUUGAAAUAAUUACUUUUAUUAAUCCGCAGAGUAAUAUUUGAAUUUAAAUUUUUAUACGAUUUUUUUAAGUUACAAUUAUGAUUUUUUAUUUUUCUUACACGCACACAAGAUAUUUGUUAAGGUUUUUUAUUCCAAUAAAUUAUUAUAUUUUA